Penicillium cinerascens is the source of this 807-nucleotide messenger RNA. Its product is annotated as translocation channel protein TIM22. Gene Ontology annotation, biological process: protein insertion into mitochondrial inner membrane. Lineage: Eukaryota; Fungi; Ascomycota; Eurotiomycetes; Eurotiales; Aspergillaceae. The coding region runs from base 25 to 552 and encodes 175 amino acids. Gene Ontology annotation, molecular function: transmembrane protein transporter activity. The record is from RefSeq and is a predicted model, not a curated record. The transcript has 3 exons. Gene Ontology annotation, cellular component: TIM22 mitochondrial import inner membrane insertion complex.
GACCUACCUCGCGUUUAAUCCACUAUGAGCAUUCCGGGUAUGACAACGCCCAUGGGCCUCGGUGGUGCUGGCAACCAGACAGCAGGAAUGAAUGAUCAGGAACAGGCCAUGGUGAAGAUGAUGCAAGCUGGUAUGGAGUCGUGUCCAGUAAAGACAGUCAUCUCCGGUACGAUGGGUUUCGGUCUCGGUGGUGCCUUCGGCCUGUUCAUGGCCAGUAUGUCCUACGACUCUCCCCUCACCCCUCAGGGCCGCGAAAUUUCCAACCUCCCCUGGCGCGAGCAAGUCCGUCGUGGCUUUAAGGAUAUGGGUUCCCGCUCCUGGUCGUCCGCUAAGAACUUCGGUAUUGUCGGCGCGUUGUACUCCGGUACCGAGUGCUGCAUUGAAGGUCUCCGCGCCAAAAACGACCUGACCAACAGUGUCGCCUCUGGUUGUAUUACCGGUGGUAUCCUCGGUGCCAAGGCUGGUCCGCAGGCGGCUGCCUUUGGUUGCGCUGGCUUCGCAGCAUUCAGUGCCGCUAUCGAUGCUUAUAUGAGGAUGCCUGAGUCAGAGUAAGCUCGAGGCUUUUGAGCGUGCUUCGUGGUAACCUGCUUCACUGCAUACCGCCGUUAGAUUCGCUUUUUCGACGCCUCGACUCCGUUGCCUUUCUUCGAUCUGUAUAUUUUCUGCGGCGCUUCGCGACAUUUGGGAUAGAACGGGAGCAUAGAAGGCGUUUGGGUUGUGUUAUUUUGCAACGUCUUCCUGUUCUGUAUGAUGAUUUCAGGAGGGCUUUUCCGUGGAGGGGUUCUUAUUCCUUUGGAGCUGCACCGG